AUGUUCUCUCUACAAGACGCCAUCUAUCUGAUUGAACUGGCAUUAUACUGCCCAAUCAUCCCCGCCAUCAUCUUCAUUCUCAUCAUCCACGGCGGCAAGAAACCAUACUCAUGGCGUCCCAUCGUCAUUCCUCUCUUCAUCAUCGCUGGUCUCCGUAUCGCCGGUGCUUCCAUGGGCCUGACUGCCAUUAAUCCUGACAAGUCUAGUCUUCUCUCGACUGCUACUCUGCUGGAGACAAUUGGACUUGCUCCUGUUCUCUGUUUACUUAUCGGUCUUCUCAUUCGAGCAAACGCUCCCAUCUACCGCGGCCUCCCCAUAUUCGCCUUCCUCCCUCUCCAACUCCUCACCAUCGCCGCCACAGCCAUGACAGCCUACGGCGGUCGCGACCUGUACUCCAACCGCGACCACCAAACCAAAGACCUGCAGCUCAUGCGCGCCGGCAUCGUUCUCUUCAUCUCCGCCUUCAUCAUCACCGUCACCCUGGGCGGGGUGACUCUCAUGAAAGUGCGGGAAAAGUGCUACCGCACCGAACGCACCUCUACCGUCUGCGCCAUCCUCUGUGUGCCCUUCAUGGCUGUCCGCCUGGCCUACUCUGCCGGCUCGCUGUUCUCGGGUGAGGGCUCUGUGUUGAGUAUGCUUGGCACGAGCGAUACGGAUAUCUGGGUGAACUUUUUGAUGGUGAUUGUGAUGGAGUAUGUGGUGACGCUUUCGGCGACGGCGGUGGCAUUGACGGCGAGGAGGGUGGUUGUUAUGGAGGUUAAGAAAGAUCCGUUGGAGGAUGAGGCUUGA
This is a messenger RNA of Aspergillus wentii DTO 134E9, 789 nucleotides long. RefSeq lists its product as uncharacterized. The record is from RefSeq and is a predicted model, not a curated record. Bases 1 to 789 code for a protein of 262 amino acids. NCBI's taxonomy places the organism in Eukaryota, Fungi, Ascomycota, Eurotiomycetes, Eurotiales, Aspergillaceae. The transcript has 2 exons.